AUGCCUUAUAGUCAGAAGACCCAACAGGGAAAGUGUGAGGGGAUUCCUCAUGCCCAAAGAGGGAUGCUACAACUGAUGGGUGAGCUGGUCCCUGUGUCUCAGGUGGAGGAGGCAACUGCCACAGCCUCAGCCUCCUCCAUUCCUCUCAUCCCAGCUACCUCAGAGGAGGUGAAUGAGGGUAGGAAACUACAUGAUUCACAAAGUUCUCUGAGUGCCUCCUCUCACUGCCUUAAUUUGGUGUCCACUCCACAGAGCAAAUUGAAUCAAGGCUCUAGUAGCCAAGGAUCAGAAGAUCUAUUGUCCCAGGGCAAUGUCUUCGGCCCUGUGUCUUCGCUGCAACAUGCAGCAUCUUUAGUGCCCUUCUUGCUUUUCAAGUAUCAGAUGAAGGAGCCCACCACCAAGGCAGAAAUGUUGAAUCAUGUGAUCAGAAGUCAUCACGAGUACUUCCCUGUGAUCCUCAACAAUGCUUCUGAGAGAAUGCAGCUGGUCUUUGGCAUUGAGGUGAAGGAAGUGGAUCCCACCCACCAUGCCUACAUCCUUGUCACUUCCUUAGGGCUUACAUAUGAUAGGAUAAUUAGUGAUGUCCAGGGCAUGCCUAAAACGGGCCUCCUGAUAAUGAUCCUGGGUGUCAUUUUCAUAGAGGGCAAUUGUGCCCCUGAAGAGGUGGUCUGGGAAUCUUUGAGUGUGAUAGGGGUGAGUCCCGGGUUAUUGCACUACUUCUAUGGUAAUCCCAGGAAGUUAAUCACUGAAGAUUUUGUGCGGGAACAGUACCUGGAGUACUGGAAGGUGCCCAACACUGUUCUUGCUCGCUAUGAGUUCCUGUGGGGCCCAAGGGCCCAUGCAGAAACCAGCAGGGUGCAAGUCCUAAAACACUGGGCCAAGUUCAGUGGGUGUGAUCCAAAGUCCCUCUCAGACUUGUAUGAAAAAGCUUUGAGAGAUGAGAAGGAGGGCAUCCAGGCUUAA
Dipodomys ordii (Ord's kangaroo rat) is the source of this 963-nucleotide messenger RNA. Its product is annotated as melanoma-associated antigen 10-like. Gene Ontology annotation, biological process: negative regulation of transcription by RNA polymerase II. The transcript has a single exon. The record is from RefSeq and is a predicted model, not a curated record. NCBI's taxonomy places the organism in Eukaryota, Metazoa, Chordata, Mammalia, Rodentia, Heteromyidae. The coding region runs from base 1 to 963 and encodes 320 amino acids. Gene Ontology annotation, cellular component: nucleus.